ACUUGGAGCUCAAGUUCUUGUGUUCUCUCUCUAACACGAAACUAUUCAAAAGCUUCAGACUUUUUCUUUCCAUUCUGGAUUCAAAAUCGUGUUCUACACGGUUUCAUAUUCUUCUUUCGGAUUCCAAUUCCUCUUUGAUUGCCCAAAUCUCAGACUUUUUUUAAAAAAAAUUCAAAUGGAUCACGUAACAAGUGAAUUUCAAGCUAAUUUCGAUUCGGAGCAAGAAGGAGGAUCAACGAUAUCGGAAUCUGGGAGCUGUGAUUCGUAUGACCGACGAAGACCGUGUUUCGCCGACGAACACGGGCUUAUGGAGCUGCUUGAAGGCGAUAAAGCUCACGAUAUGAUCUACCGCAACUGUAAAUCUGCUCUCGGCGAUCAAUGCCAGAUUCUCUCCGUUCUCAGAAACGGAUUCCGCAACGUCGGAUCUCGUGCAAAGCUCAGGACUUUCCAGAUUUUCCAAGAGGCGGUGGAGAUGAAACACGUCGGAGACGACGACGGCGGAGGAGGAAGCAGCAGAGCUAAGGUGAAGUACGGUUGGUGCGCCGUCGCUAAAAAGGAGCUGAAAUCGAUCCUAGAGUACGGCUUUAGCGAGCCGAGAAACGACGGUUCUUAUGGCCGUGGAUUGUAUCUCUCGCCGGAUAAUGCUCUUCUCGAAUGUUUGAAGGAUUCAGCUCCGGAAUCAGAAGAUGGGAUGAGAUUCUUGCUGCUUUCGAGAGUGAUACUGGGAAAAUCGGAGAUUGUUCCUCGAGGCUCGACUCAAUCGUGUCCGACUUGUCAAGAAUUCGAUUCAGGAGUAGACGAUUUAGCUUCUCCGACAAAGUAUAUUGUGUGGAGCACACACAUGAAUACACAUGUCUUGCCUGAGUUCCUUGUCUGCAUUAAAGUUCCAUUUAACUUCAAUCGAAGUCCAAAGAGAUUGAGAUCGCCAUGGUUGGCAUUUCCGGUAUUGAUCAAAGCAUUAUCCAAGUUCCUACCUCCUUCCCAAAUACUAAUCAUUCAAAAACACUACAAAGAUCAACAGAACAGGAGAAUGUCGCGGAGCGAGCUAAUACAGCGAGUCAGGGGUAUAACAGGAGACAAGCUCCUUGUUCACAUCAUUAAAGCCUUUGGGCAUAAAGUACAACAGUAAAAAACUCCAUUGCACAUCUCUUUGGGUUUUGGAUCUCCUCAAUGUGAAUGUUUCCCUUACCACAAGGGUCAACAGAUUUGUCAAACUUUAAGCCCAUGUAUGAACAUAGAUGAGUCGGUUGUUUUUUUAAGGAUAGUGACGAAAUUUUUUUUUUAGUUGACUAUUUACGAUUCAUAGGAUCAAAGUUUCAGCAACACUACAAAUUAUGAAGAAA
Eutrema salsugineum is the source of this 1343-nucleotide messenger RNA. RefSeq names its product probable inactive poly [ADP-ribose] polymerase SRO5. The record is from RefSeq and is a predicted model, not a curated record. The transcript has 4 exons. The coding region runs from base 176 to 1129 and encodes 317 amino acids. Gene Ontology annotation, molecular function: NAD+ poly-ADP-ribosyltransferase activity. Lineage: Eukaryota; Viridiplantae; Streptophyta; Magnoliopsida; Brassicales; Brassicaceae.